Molecule: messenger RNA, 2620 nt
Organism: Cajanus cajan (pigeon pea)
Lineage: Eukaryota; Viridiplantae; Streptophyta; Magnoliopsida; Fabales; Fabaceae
Product: G-type lectin S-receptor-like serine/threonine-protein kinase LECRK3
Biological process (GO): protein phosphorylation
Molecular function (GO): protein serine/threonine kinase activity; ATP binding
Source: RefSeq, a predicted model, not a curated record
AUAACUAGACAUUUAAUCAAUCCUAGUUCAUGCAUGGCUGCCUUAACCCUCUUUAUUCCUGCACUCGUCUUUCUUCAGGCUUUGUUAGUUUCCGCAAACAUUGAUCUGAAUACGCCACUUUAUACCGGUGAAAAGAGUGCAUGGCGUUCACCUUCGGGCGAGUUUGCUUUCGGGUUUUAUCAACUGAAUAAUGACACAGACCGGAACACGACGGGGUUCAUGGUUGCCAUCUGGUACGACAUGAUACCCAACAAAACGGUGGUUUGGAGCGCAAAAACAGGCUACACACUUGAAACAGCAUCACCGGGAUCAUACGUGCAGAUCAACGAGGAAGGGCUUUGGCUUAUAAGACCCGAAGGGAAUAAUAACAUGAAGAUAGCGAGUCCCCAAACCGUGGUUACCGGAGGGGCUAUGCUUGACACCGGCAACUUCGUUCUCCUUGACGGCAACUCUGAGUAUGUGUGGCAAAGUUUCCACAAUCCCUCAGACACGCUGUUACCUAGCCAAUCUCUCUCUUUGCAGCUCAAUGCUAAACUAACUUCUAGAUUUAGUGACAGCAAUUACGCAGUUGGAAGGUUUCAACUUUAUUUUGAUCAUGGUAAUGUCUUGCUGAGUCCCAUUGCUUCUCAAUUGGGCUACAAUUACAACAGUUAUUAUGUACUCAACGUUUCUGGCAAUGCUUCACAGUUAGUGUUCGAUAAGUCAGGGGAUAUCUAUGUAGACACCAAGAAUGGGACUAGAGUCCGACCUCAAGGUCAAAAAUGGUUUAACUUGACUCUGGAUCCCAAGGAGAAUUACUACAGAGCAACGCUUGACUUCAAUGGAGUAUUGACGCAGUAUGCACAUCCGAGGAACAAUAGUACAGGGUGGACCAUCGUGAGGUAUGUUCCUGAAAACAUUUGCAAUGCAAUAUUCAAUGACUAUGGUAGCGGUUCCUGCGGCUAUAAUAGCUAUUGCUCCAUGGAAAAUGAUAGGCCCACUUGCAAAUGUCCUUAUGGGUAUUCAUUUGUGGAUCCAAUUAAUAAAUUUGGUGGAUGCCAACCCAAUUUGACCAUCGGUUGUGGAGCAGAUGUGCAAGCACGGCCAGAAGAGCUAUAUGAAAUGAAUCUGGCCAAAAAUUUUAAUUUUCCAUUGGGAGACUAUGAAAAGAUACAACCUUCAUCUCAACAGCAAUGCGCAGAAUCUUGCUUGCGGGAUUGCAUGUGUGCUGUUGCAAUUUUAGGGGGCAACACUUGCUGGAAGAAGAGAUUGCCCCUUGGUAACGGAAGAGAAGUAGAAGUCACUGAUAAACAUUUUGUGUAUAUCAAAACAAGAAUUAGAGGUGAUGCAAACGGGGAACUCCCCUCUGCUCCCGAUUCGAAGAAAGAAGAUCGAGCUAAGCCAAUUCUUUUAGGAUCACUUAUUGCCUCACUCGUCGUUAUCAGUAUUCUCCUGGUUGUGGUUGCUUUUCUAAUUCUCUUGAAGCCGGAAGUGAAAAGGGUUGUACAAGCUGCCAGUCUUUUGGAAACAAAUUUGCAUUGGUUUAGUUAUGAAGCAUUGAAAGAGGCCACAUGGGGUUUUAGUGAAGAACUAGGGAGAGGUUCCUGUGCCAUUGUUUACAAAGGCAAACUAGAAGGAGCUUCUUGUAACGUGGUUGCCGUCAAGAGAUUGGACAGAUUGGCCCAAGAACGAGAGAAAGAAUUUAGGACUGAACUGAGUUCCAUUGGUAAAACCUGCCACAAAAAUCUUGUAAGGUUGAUUGGAUUUUGUGAUGAGGGAACCCAUAGACUAUUAGUCUACGAGUUCAUGAGCGGUGGUACUCUUGCAGGCGUCUUAUUUGGACAAUCCAAACCCAAUUGGAAUAUAAGGGUUGGAUCUGCUUUGGGGAUUGCAAGAGGGUUGGUGUACUUGCACGAAGAGUGUGACCCUUCCAUCAUUCAUUGUGAUAUAAAACCUCAAAAUAUACUCAUAGAUGAACAUUUCAAUGUAAAAAUCUCUGACUUUGGGUUGGCCAAGUUGUUGUCUGACCAAAGUAGAACGAAUACCAUGAUCCGAGGAACUCGAGGAUAUGUGGCUCCUGAAUGGUUCAAGAAUGUUGCUGUGACUGUUAAAGUGGAUGUUUACAGCUUUGGGGUAAUGUUGUUGGAAAUUAUAUGCUGCAGAAGAAGUGUGUUGAAGAUGGAGACUGGGGAGGAAGAGAAGGCGAUACUGACAGAUUGGGCUUAUGAUUGCUAUUUGGAAGGGAGAAUAAAUGCUAUGGUGGAGAAGGAUGAGGAGGCCUUGUCUGACAAUGGAAGGUUACAAAGGUGGGUGAAAAUAGCAAUAUGGUGCAUUCAUGAGCAACCUGAAAUGAGGCCAACAAUGGGGAUGGUUAUGCAAAUGCUAGAAGGCGUUAUUGAAGUCCCUAACCCACCUCCCCCUUUUCCCAUACAUUCGAUACCUUAAUUGCCAUCCAGCCGAAACAAAUUGGAGAAAAGGUGCUCCCAAGCUUGGUUCUAUCCUAUGUACCUAUUCCUGUUUGAUUUUUACACUAUGCAUAGUUAUUUUCUUUCUUUUUUUUAUAUUUCUACAUGAUGGUUAACCUUAUACUCACAUACGAUUAUUAUCAGUUUAAAUUAGAUUUAUAAUGAGUUUUAUAUAA